Aquila chrysaetos chrysaetos is the source of this 7908-nucleotide messenger RNA. It is a transcript of the gene KLHL28, whose product is annotated as kelch like family member 28. Gene Ontology annotation, molecular function: protein binding. The coding region runs from base 2291 to 4006 and encodes 571 amino acids. The record is from RefSeq and is a predicted model, not a curated record. The transcript has 5 exons. NCBI's taxonomy places the organism in Eukaryota, Metazoa, Chordata, Aves, Accipitriformes, Accipitridae.
UGGGGGUGGGGGGGAGACGGGAGUGGCAGUCCCGGAGCGAUCGCUGAGGAUCCCCCCCCCCCCCCCCCCCCCCCGAAACAGCCCGGGACCGGAGCUUAAGCACAAGGGGUCAAGCGCGACGACGUGGAGAGCCUAAAAUUUCAUAAGGCAGACGGUUUACGCUUUGCGAGUUGUUUCUUGCACUUUUUCUGGCGCGCAGAAGGUGUUUUGGUUUGGGUUUUUUUUGUGAUGUGUCAGGUGUUUAGAACCAAAGUUAGCUCGGCACUUGGGGCGGGUGCUUUUGAGGUUUUGUGCUCUCUAGUGAGUAACAAAACUAGGCGAGUCGCUUACGGGCUCCAACCAUUUUGUAGCCUAAAUAAGGAACUGGCGAGCACUUCAACGCCGCCUUCAAACAGAAAAGCGCCUGGAGCUCUUCUUGCUGUUUUCACAUACAGAAAACGCUGCGCUCUGCAUCGCUUACUGGGCAUCGUCGCCUACCGUGGUUUUUAGAAGAGUAAAAACCUUCAGUAAGCGAGCUUAAGUAUUUACAUUUCUGGUUAGCCUUUCUAUUUCCAGUAACUCCUUCCCUGCUAUUCAAGAUAAGUCUGAUCUACAGACUGUGAAAAGGAUCUGGUAGUUCAGAGCCUAGGGGCAGCCAUUUGAUUUGUGUUGUGAGCGCAGAUCGUUGGACUAGCAUCCGUUCUUCAGGGCUGGUUAAUCUUCCGGCUUCUGAUUCCUUGCUCAGCAACAAAAUAAAUACAUGCAAAUACGUGGCGUGGGCGAGCACUGCCAUGCAGGAGGCGUGUGAGAUGCAACAGUAGGCACCUCUACCAAGUUGGUACAAAAAGUUUUAUUUCUGGAGAAUAAUGUAAAUAUAGUUAUUUAUAAGUGGUUUUACAGGUUUUGCAUCUGAACUGUAACCCUUCCUUUUUCCUUCCAUGUGGUGUUACCUUGUGUUUUAUGAUUUCUGCAUAUACGUACAAUCUGGUUAUGAACUGAGCAGAAACACAAAAGGAAAGGAAAGUGUUUUAGCUGCUGAACAGCUCUUCCCCUCCCCCCCAUGUAAUUUGUACUGCAAAAAUGUUGUUAUAUGGAAAAUGUUGUUGUAUGGAAUCUUGCCUUUUGCAGAUAAGCUUAAAAGACUUUCUUUUAGAUAUGGGGUUUUUUUUCCAGUAUAGGGUUGUAGUAGGAGAGAGGUGAGCUUACUUAUCUCUUAAUGGGCAAGAGGUUUUCUAUCCCUAGCUGUAAGCCUUCACUUCUCUGUCAGUGUUAUUAUGUUCUGUACUUAAAUGUUGGCAGCUAAUUUUAUUCUUUCAGAUUAAGCACUUUGUAAGUAGGCUCACUGCAAAUUAGAUGUCAGUUAAGGAGCUGUAAAAAUGAUGAACUUCUUAUUAUUAAGAUAAAAGAAGCGAGGUCUCGAAGUUUACGUAGUCAUUUAGCAAAUCAAAAUUAAAUCAGCUUUUCAGUUCAGAAAUUGGAUGGUUGCAGUGUUCUCUGUAGAACAAUAGUUAUAUUUCCUCGUGGUCCAGGAUCCUGACGCAUUCGUACCCUCCACCCUCUCAACGGUAUAAUAAUUCAGGCUGAAUAAAGAGCUGAAGAACUGCUUCUCCAACAGGUAGUGGUGGGCAGCACCAUUUGAAUUUUAAUGAUCCUGAAAUUAGAACAGGUAUCAUAGUGCCUUCGAGUGUCACGAUGCAAACUAAAACUUUUUGGAAGAAGCCUUCAGGGGUUUUGUGGAGAUGUAGGUAGGAACGAGGAUCCUUCUCCCUGCCCUUGCUAGUGAUGUUAGGGAGUGUGGGUAGCUGCCGGUGCCGUGAGGAUGUGGAAACGGUGAUAAGACGCCGGGAUGCUCAGCCUGUCCACCUGGGACCUGCUCCCUUGAUCACCCUGGGAAGCACCUCACCAGCUCCCACCCCUUGUCUCUUGAUGAUGGAGGCAGGCCCAGCUCCCAGCCUUCCCCGGCUCUGAUCUCUCCGGAGGCUGAGGGCAUGUCCACUGGGGAUUUUCUCUCGUGGCGGAAGCCACUCAGUGAGGUGAGGCAAGGAUCUCCCCCUUCUCCUGUGCUCCUCUGCCCAUUCAGAGUACAGAAACCUCUGCUCCAGCACCCCUCUUCUUGCAGCCCAGGGCCCCACUGGCUCUGUGGGUCUUUUUUGCCCCUCUGUGCAGAGGGAGGGACUCUGCUGUUCCAGGUGAGGAAGGAGGAACGGAGAGCUGGUCCCUGCUGAAUGGUGGGGCCCUGCCCGCAGCACUGCUUGGAGGGGAAGUGCAGCAGGGCUUGGCUGCACCACAGUAGCACUAAGUAGACCGCAAGAUGGACCAGUCGUCUCCAACCUACAUGCUUGCCAACUUAACCCACUUGCAUUCUGAACAGCUUCUGCAAGGCUUGAACCUCCUUCGCCAACAUCACGAGCUCUGUGACAUUAUCCUGAGAGUUGGCGAUGUCAAGAUCCAUGCCCACAAAGUGGUGCUUGCCAGCAUCAGUCCAUACUUCAAAGCCAUGUUCACUGGGAACCUUUCUGAGAAGGAGAACUCGGAGGUGGAGUUCCAGUGCAUUGAUGAGGCAGCUCUGCAGGCCAUUGUGGAGUAUGCCUACACAGGAACUGUGUUUAUCUCGCAAGACACUGUAGAGUCGCUUCUUCCAGCUGCGAAUCUUCUCCAGAUCAAACUGGUAGUGAAGGAGUGUUGUGCGUUUCUUGAAAGCCAGCUUGAUCCUGGCAAUUGCAUCGGGAUUUCUCGUUUUGCAGAGACCUACGGCUGCCAUGACCUCUACUUGGCUGCUAACAAGUACAUUUGUCAAAACUUUGAAGAUGUUUGUCAGACGGAAGAAUUUUUUGAGCUUACGCAUUCUGAGUUGGAUGAAAUUGUUUCCAAUGACUGCUUGAAUGUUGUGACAGAAGAAACCGUUUUUUAUGCACUGGAGUCCUGGAUCAAAUAUGAUGUGCAGGAGCGACAGAAGUACUUAGCACAGCUGCUACAUUGCGUUCGGUUGCCACUGCUGAGUGUCAAGUUUCUCACAAGGUUAUACGAAGCGAACCAUCUCAUUCGUGAUGACCACACUUGUAAACAUCUGCUAAAUGAGGCCCUAAAAUACCACUUUAUGCCUGAACACAGACUUUCACACCAGACCAUGUUAAUGACACGACCUCGCUGUGCUCCUAAAGUUCUUUGUGCUGUAGGAGGAAAAGCUGGACUGUUUGCGUGUUUGGAAAGUGUUGAAAUGUAUUUUCCCCAGAAUGACUCCUGGAUAGGCCUGGCACCUCUUAGCAUUCCCCGCUAUGAAUUUGGAAUAUGUGUCCUAGACCAGAAAAUAUAUGUUGUAGGAGGGAUUGCAACCCACGUGUGUCAAGGCAUCAGUUACCGAAAGCAUGAGAAUUCAGUGGAGUGCUGGGACCCUGAUACGAACACUUGGACAUCUCUUGAAAGGAUGUUUGAGAGCCGGAGUACUCUGGGAGUGGUAGUUCUGGCAGGAGAACUCUACGCCUUAGGUGGCUAUGAUGGGCAGUCUUAUUUACGAACUGUAGAGAAAUACAUUCCUAAAGUGAAGGAGUGGCAGCUAGUGGCCCCAAUGAACAAAACAAGAAGUUGUUUUGCUGCGGCUGUCUUGGACGGAAUGAUAUAUGCCAUUGGUGGUUAUGGUCCUGCCCAUAUGAACAGCAUGGAGCGUUAUGAUCCAAGUAAAAACUCAUGGGAGACAGUAGCUUCAAUGGCUGAUAAACGAAUAAACUUCGGUGUUGGUGUCAUGCUGGGCUUCAUUUUUGUAGUCGGUGGACACAAUGGUGUGUCUCACCUAUCCAGCAUUGAGAGAUACGAUCCUCAUCAAAAUCAGUGGACUGUGUGUCGACCCAUGAAGGAACCCAGAACAGGAGUUGGUGCAGCUGUAAUUGAUAACUACCUUUAUGUGGUUGGAGGUCAUUCAGGGUCAUCCUAUCUGAACACUGUCCAGAAAUACGAUCCCAUCUCAGAUACCUGGCUGGACUCUGCUGGGAUGAUGUACUGUCGAUGCAAUUUUGGUUUGACUGCACUUUGAUGAAAAGCAGGACUCUGCGGACUUGAUGCAAAGAUGGAGCUUAAUCUGCUUGAAAGUAAACCCCGCUGGCAGAGACCAUAAGCUGCGUUUUCUGAAGUUGGAAAGCUGGAGGAACGUGAUGAAGCUGGGACUGAAAUGAGGAAGGAUUUGUUUUCUUCCGGUAAUUUGCCUUUAGUACUUUAGUGACACGGGCAGAAGGAACGGAAAGCUUAUUACCAGCUGGGUUUAGAUAGCAUCCUGUUAAUGGCAGUGAAUUUUAGAGAGUACUGUACAUGCCUGGCAUAUGGUUAGAAAACUUACUGUAUAUCUAACCCUUUCACUUUCUAGUGCUUUUCUCUCUUCCUCCUGCCUCUAUGAAACAUGAAGUUUACUGUGCUUGGGGUGAGAGAUGUGUGAAUGUGUUGGAUGACUGGACAGUUUGCUGAUAGUUGUCUGGUUGUGUCUUCAUACUAAGAAAACAUCAGUGCUUCAUAAUUUUUUUUAUGAACAGUAACUAAAGGGCUGCCUUGUUUCUGUAUCUCAAGGUUUGUAAAUAAUAAAUGCCAUAGUAUGUUGCCUGUACACUCUCCUUUGUUAUCCACUUACUGGUAGGAGGGCUGGGAUGGUAAUUAGUAACUAUUUAAAAGAAAUUUACAGGGCAAACUUAUUGCCUCUUAAUGAAGUUUUUGGAUGUGCUGAAGAGAAAUCACAUUUUUAACUUUCCUUUAUAUUUUUCUUUUUGUGGAUAAAUGAAUGCUAGAUUAAAUGACUUAAUCUUGCUAGUCUGCUGUGUGUUUUCAAUUGUAAUGCAAGGAAAAAUUACAAAAGUCAUGCAUCGGAAGAUGCCACAGCAGCAUUCAUAGCAUGAUAUAAAAUAAGUACUCAAAAAUGAAUCCAUCCCAUCCUUCUCCCAAGCGCACUUGUGUCCAUAUUCUGUAUAACUUCCUUUUUUAAAAGAAUGUAUGAUUGCUUUCUCAGAGUGUUCAGAUAAAAAAUGGUGCUAAAUGUAGGACUUAACGAUAAGGCUGUUACCAAUUUUAGUGCAGUAUGCAUAAAGCAUGAUCGUUUUGAUUGUUCUAGUGUUUUUGUUUCUUAUUUGCUUGAUACAUUUGUGCCUAUGAAAACUGUCAAGAAUAACACAAUAUACUGAAUGAGCGCUAAGUUUGUUACAUUAUUUUUUUUCCAGAAGAUCUACGUUUAUUGUUCCUAUUCUCACAAAUACAUAAAUAGGGAGAGAACAGUGAGAUCCCAUCUCAUGUUCUUCAGACAGUCUUGCCUUUAACACAAGUUGCAAUGAAUGAAAAGCACGGGGCAUAGUUGCUCAUCCCAAGUGUGUGUCCAGUGUAACAGAGUACUGAAGGUCAGUUCCUGUGACUAACCAGAAUCUCGAGAGAUAUAACUUUGUGAUAGCCCUAAACUUAGUGAAAAUUUGGGCAGGUAAAUAGAAAGCAAUGCUGUGGGCUAUAACCAUUAUUUAAAACAGAUGACUGAAUAAAUAUGAAUUUUAGCUAAUUUAGAAUGUUUUGGUUUGUCUUCUAAUUUUAACUAUGAAUCAUGGUUAUCUUCAAUUUCUGUUUUGAUGUCUGUGUGUGUAUUGCCAGGCCUGGUACUGAAGAGUUUUUCUGCAUCCAGAGUUAUUUUCCCCUUGUUUUAACAUGUUAAAUUAAUGUUUGUUUCCCCUUGUUUUUCAAGCCCAUAUAGUAUUAUUUUUGAAGGUGCAAUAAUAUUUGAAAUAGUUGCUUUAAAAGCCAUUUCUUUAUAAGUGUGCUAAGCGGAGAGUUUUGAGUGUGCUUGAUUUAUUCUAAGUUCCUGCAAAGCUAAUUGCAGCCAGGCAAACAGUGGUGUUCCUUGUUCUUCCAUACGCUAACAUUCAGAUUUUAAACAGUCAAGGAGCCGAGGGUGUUUUCACCAUAAAACAUUCACAGGUAACAGGUGUUUGCACAGAUAAUAAAAUCCUGCAUGUAUUCUUCAAAUUUGGUAGAAUUCAGCAGGACUUUAAAAGCAAAUAAAAUUAACAAUUUCAGUGUUUUCAGUGCAGUUUAUUUGACCCAGUAAGGAUUCUAGUUACAUAGCAAUAAUAGCAUGAUUUAAUUAUUCCAAUGAAUCUGUUGAUAGGACACAAGUAGCUACAUGGUUUUAAGUUGCAUGUUUGUGUGUGGGGAGAAGGAUGAAGGGGAGCAGGUUUGGGGUUGGGGAUUAAGGAAGAUGUUUCAGCCUGUUGCAUAGGUUGCCUUCUCGUUCUGUUCAGAUAAAUGCGCAAGCUGAAUGCUUACAUGUGCUGUUUUACUUUUCAGUCUGUUUCACAGAGAUGCCAUUGAUAAUUGUAUUUUCCAAUAUACACCAGAGAUAAAGACACUUAACAAACUAAUACUAAAAAAAGAAAAAUUCCUUAGCUAAAAGACAAGUUUAUGCCUUUUAUUGAUAGGAGGCUUUCCACGCAGUUCGGUAUAUACUGUACCUUUUAGAGUUUAACUACAAUAGGAUUCCAUGAAUGAAGAUGCUCACAUACAUGUUCUGAUUGGAAGUAUUAGUAAACACUGUUUUCAGUUAGCAGAGACUGGUGCAAGGUAUAGAAAUCAUUUUGACUUCAUCAGAACAAAAAAUCCAUAGGUCAGGGUGAUAUUGAUGGUUAUUCAAUGUUUAUACAAAUAUCUUUCAUUUAUGGAAGUCAAAGCACUGAAAAUUGUUAAAUGUUCCACUCUCUUCACCUAGGCAGUGGUAAUGUUAAAUGAGGUCAUAGAGAUUGACCCCGUAUUGUGUAAUGUGGUAUUCCUGAAUUUAAGAUAGCAGCAUAAACAAUUUUUUUAGUAUGCAGGCUUGGUAUGAAGAAUGGGAAAAAUGCCUAAUGAAAUAUACUGCUGUUAUUAGAUGAACUGUUUAGCUAGAAAUGGAUCAAACAGUGUAUCAACCUAGGGAUCGCGUCACUUAAAAUCAUGCUGUCUUCAUUUUCUGUUCUGGGUGCUUGUUGUCCUGUUCACUGAAGUGCUUGGUUAUAGGAAGAUCAGACACAACAAUCAGUUUAAAUCUGCAUUUAAAGAACAACACUCUCAUUGUCACAUCUGUCUUGCAGUUUAAAAAUUAAGGACCUUCAAAUAAGAUGUCAUACAACUAUAAAUUAUCAUCCAGUUCUAUUUCUUAAUCACUCAAAAUUAUCUGCAAAGCACUUUAAAAUGGGUAUGAGUUUAUAUGUGUACAUACAGUUCCUGAAUUUCUGCUUUUGGGGGGGGGGGGGGGGGUGUUUUGGGGUUGUUUGUUUUGGUUUUUUGGGGUUUUUUUUAAAAGAUAUUCAUCUGUAAGCUUCUUGACAGUCUCUCCUACUAGGAAUGCUUUUCUUUCAGAAAAUCUAGUUGGAAUUUCUAGAGGGGCAAAUGUGUCCAGUACACAUUACAAACAGUUAACUGUUUCUGGGAGAUAGCACGUUACUUUUGUGAAUCUGCCAUGUGUAAGUCCCCAUUCACUACAUGAAACAAUGCAAAAUGUCCAAACUUGCCUUAAAUUCUUGAUACUUAACUGAAACGCAAAGAACUGGAUGAUAAUUCCUAUUUUUUUGCCUUAUGCGCUGUGCUGUAUUUUAAACCCAAGGAUAACUAUAGUUUUUAGCAGGAUUUAAUAAUUGUACAGAGAAUACCAAAUUGUACUCGGACUUGACCAGAGUGCUUUGGUUGAAAGUAUAAAAUGAUAUAUGUAGUUUUGUGUAUGUAGAGUGUUUUUAUGUGUACAUCUUUUUUAGCAGCAAUGUUCUGGUUUUGUUAUUGUUUACAAAAGCGGCAUUUAAGUUAAACAGGAAAAUAACUGUAACCUGCAUUCUCGGUCUUUACUAGUGUUCUCAAUGUGUUUGCUCUUGUGAUAAUGCUCUGUAAGUAUUGUUGUAACUAUUUCAUUGAAUGUGAAAAUUUAGUAAAUAAACCUGGGGAAAAACUUAA